AUGUCGUCGUCCUUCUGCGAGUGGGAGAAGACCAACGGCAUCGUCCAUCUGAAGCUCACCGGAGCCGACGGCCAUCACUACCUAACCGACGAGGGUCUCAAGGAGCUCUGCAGCGAGCUUGCCAAGAUCCGCGAGGACGCAGCGUCCGAGCCAUGCCGUGCCCUCAUCACCACCUCGUCCCCGGGCUCCUUCUGCGACGGCAUCGACUACGAUGACCUCAAGAGAAGCAUGAACCCGGCGGAGCAGGCCAAAGCCCUGUCGGACGGCAUGGCCGCGGUGAUAAAGGAGCUCCUGGAGAUGCCGAUGCUGACGGUGUGCGCCGCCACGGGCGACGCGGCGUCCCUGGGGCUGGCCCUGGCGCUUGCGCACGACGACCUCGUCGUCCUCAGCGACGCGUCCUACAGGCUCGGCAUGGUGGAGGACGGCGUCGCCGUGCAGCCGCACAUCGCCUCGCUGGUCCGGGAGAAGACGGACCGGUGGUACACGCUGACCACGCUCAAGUCACGGUGGCGCAGCGGCAACUGGAUGAGGAAAUGGUAUUUCGCCGACUGUGAAGCCGGCACUCCAGAUGGUGUGCUGGUCGAGGCCAAGAAGCUGGUCGAGGAAUGGGCCGGCAGCGACGGCGAGGUGCAUGCCGACAUGAGGAAGCAGCUGUACCGGGAGUCCUGGAAUGCAGUCUCAGUUCUCCAGCUAGUUCCUGAAUGA
Molecule: messenger RNA, 705 nt
Organism: Triticum turgidum subsp. durum (durum wheat)
Lineage: Eukaryota; Viridiplantae; Streptophyta; Magnoliopsida; Poales; Poaceae
Source: the annotation of a GenBank genome assembly